Rubroshorea leprosula is the source of this 2892-nucleotide messenger RNA. The record is from the annotation of a GenBank genome assembly. NCBI's taxonomy places the organism in Eukaryota, Viridiplantae, Streptophyta, Magnoliopsida, Malvales, Dipterocarpaceae.
AUAAGGGAAAAAGCAAAAAACAAAUUUAAGAAGGCACAGAAAAGGAACAAUCACUGUACAUAAACAAAGAAAAAGGAAAAUUUGUAUACUAGCAGUGGCUUUUUCUGGGUGUCCCGUGAACUGAAUUUAAUGCCGGUAUGGCGUCCGGAUAGAGAGAAUCCUCAGGAGACUGAAAAAAAGAGAAACCCAACAGUGUUUUCCCUGUCUUGAUCCUUCCUUUUCUUUAUUUUCUGCUCUGAAUUUUUUUAUUAUUACAAAACCUGUCUGAGUUUGUUUUAGACUGUCUUUGAUUUCAUUAUUACAUGUUUCAGGUGCCUGAGAUAGAUCUCGUUUCACUUUCCCAUUUCUCUUUCCUCAAGAUUUCACUGAAGUUUUGGUCUUUCCUUAUGAAAUUUGUCCCCUAAGGAAACCCAGUUUCAUUUUCCUUCUCCUUGUUGUUUUCCAGUGGUUUUGGGCGGGGGGUUGUUCCAAAUUUUUCAUCUUUCUUUCCAGAUCUUUGGUGGGUUUUGGCUCCUGAAGUAUGGCAUGAAGGUUUGAUCAGCUUUUAAUUGCAGCCAUAUGCGCAUGAUCAGGGUGUAGAAUCUAUCAGAAAGUGUUCAAGGAGAGACAUACAUAAGUUUUGCAGCUAUCUGCUUGAAAAAUGUCAUUCCGCAGCAUCAUUCGUGAUGUGAGGGAUAGUUUUGGGAGCUUGUCUAGGCGGAGUUUUGAUGUCAGGUUGAUUGGCCAUCACAGAGGAAAAUCUCAGGGUUCUUUACAGGAUUUGCACGAUGAGCCUGUUUUCAUUCAGAACAGUCACUGGGCCAACCUUCCUCCCGAAUUACUUUGUGAUGUAAUCAGAAGGUUGGAAGAAAGUGAGAGUACUUGGCCUGCGCGGAGGCAUGUUGUUGCAUGUGCUGCUGUUUGCCGAUCUUGGAGAGCUAUCUGCAAAGAAAUUGUUAAGAGCCCUGAGUUCUGUGGAAAGCUUACUUUCCCAGUGUCUCUAAAGCAGCCCGGGCCACGUGAUGGAAGUAUUCAGUGUUUCAUCAAAAGGGAUAAAUCUAAAUUAACUUAUCACCUCUUUCUGUGUCUUUGCCCUGGAUUGCUAGUUGAAAAUGGGAAAUUCCUUCUUUCUGCAAAAAGGACAAGAAGAACUACUUCAACAGAGUAUAUCAUCUCUAUGCAUGCUGACAACAUUUCAAGAUCAAGCAGCACAUACAUUGGUAAGCUGAGAUCAAACUUUCUUGGCACCAAAUUCAUAAUAUAUGACACGCAGCCACCAUACACCUCUUCUGAUAUUCCCCCUCCAGGACAAACAAGCAAGAGAUUUUAUUCUAAAAAAGUCUCCCCAAAAGUCCCUACUGGUAGCUAUAACAUAGCCCAGAUUACUUAUGAACUCAAUGUUCUUGGCACCAGAGGCCCACGAAGGAUGCAUUGCAUCAUGCAUUCUAUCCCAGCCUCAGCACUGGAUGCUGGUGGCACCGUCCCCGGCCAACCUGAGCUUCUUCGCCAUCCUUUGGAGGACUCAUUCCGAAGCAUAUCCUUUUCAAAGUCUCUCGACCAGUCUGUUGAGUUCAGUAGCUCUCGAUUUUCAGAAAUUGGUACAUCUCAUGGUGAGGAUGAAGAUGAUGGAAAAGCUAAGCCCUUGAUCCUAAAAAACAAGCCUCCAAGAUGGCACGAACAAUUACAGUGUUGGUGCCUGAAUUUCCGUGGGCGGGUAACUGUUGCAUCAGUUAAAAACUUUCAGUUGAUUGCAGCCACCCAGCCAGCUGUCAGUGCACCCACUCCAUCACAGCCAGCCCCAGCUGAUUAUGAUAAGAUAAUCCUGCAGUUUGGCAAGGUUGGCAAAGAUAUGUUCACCAUGGAUUACCGAUAUCCUCUAUCUGCAUUUCAGGCAUUUGCAAUCUGUCUGAGUAGCUUUGACACCAAAUUGGCUUGUGAAUAGAAGCAAGAAUGCAUAAGAAGAUGAAUGACAAUCUUCAUUUUUCUCUUCUUUUUCAUUUUCACUUCUCAUUUAGGAUCAUCAUUUGGGUGGCAAAUUGUUAAUUCUACGAUGAUGUCUUUGUUGUUGUUGUAUCUCUGAUACUACCCAAAUAGCAGAGGUAGGACUCACAUCAUCGUUAACUCAAACCUGUCAUUUUCUUCGCAAUUAAUAGAUAUGAGCAUCGUUUGAUAUCGGUUGAUUUACAUGUCUUGCCUUUCUUGGGGGUCAUCAGGGGACGGAUACCACCUCACUUCAGCAAGAAAAUGAAAGAAAGUCGUUGUAAUGGUAGACCGUGUGGUAGCCAUUGCAAGCGUGGUCCGGAGCAUUCAAGAGGAUAACAGAUUGAGAAGUAUUCACAAAAACAUCAUAUAUUGUCAACAUGAAUAUUUCAAUCUGAAAAUUAGUAUAGACGUGUCCAGUCCAAACAUAACACACCUUCACUUUCCCAUGUUACUGGAAUCCACGAGUAAAAAAUUUCUAUACUAGAUCAUUUUUCUCGUCCAUUAUACCUGCUCUAAGUAAUACAUGGAUAUUUUCAGGAAUUUGACAGCCAUCUUAAAUUGGGAGGGAGAUCCUUCAUAACCCAAAACUGUACUCAGGCUUCUCUCUACAAAUGAAAAUUCAUCUGCUCCUAAAAGAUAACCCACUCGGGGUGAAUAUGAAGCCUGAGAUUUCAUUUUUCCUGGUCUUCCAGCUAAAUUGUUCGUUGCAGAGAUGUGGUUUCAACAACGGGCCACAAAAAGAAAUCAUUUUACCACUACACGGAAUUCACCCUUUCAAGAAGCGCAUGAGGUCGUCUUGGCUUCUGCUCCACUGGUAUAAGGUUCUUCAUUAGCUGCAUUGUGAUCAACCAUGAAAGGCAGUCAGAUUUGCAACAGACACAAUGUACUGAAUAUUGAAUGCUUUAAGGAAAACAAAAUUGUGAUUUUUGA